GUUUAAAUAGACAAGUAUUAUUAUAAACAUGGCAGCCCUCUAUGGCAUGUGUUUGCGUCGGGGACCCGUCGAAAUUAUAAAUAAUUGUAUUAAAACUGAACAUUUAUGUUCAAAUAUUCUACCUAGAAGAUGUCAGAAAAACUUGUAUUUCAAUGAAAUAAAGAAGACUGUAUACAUUGCUCGGUUUUCCACAGUUGCAGGGCGUGGCCUUCUUCUAGCCAAGCAACCCACCACCAGCCAGAAGGACCACAUCCAGCAGCAGGAGCAAAGUGAGGGCCCAUUGCCUUCCUCCAGCUCGCCGUCAGAUGGGGCUAGUUCCCUGCCUCUUGCAGCGUUGCUAAGAGAAGCUGAAGAAAAUCAGAAGAAAAGACAAGAAGAUGAAGCAAAGAAUAAAGCGAAAGGGAAGAAGGGAAUGGGAAAAGCUCAAAAAAUAGCUUUUGGAUUUUUUGCAGUGGGAAGUAUUGGGGCAGCCUUAGUUUCUUUUUAUGAAAUGGGCCAACCACUGGUUGAUGAAAAUGGCAAUAAAAUUCCAGAUGAAUAUGAUGAUAGUUUCAUAUUGUAUGCAUAUUUUAUGAGAGGACUUCAAGGUUUCAAAAAUUAUAGAAAAAUGAUUGUUGAACCAUCAGCAGAGAAAUUACUUCCAGAUCCAUUAACAGAACCUUACUACCAACCACCUUACACACUUGUCUUGGAAAUGACAAAUGUUCUUGUUCAUCCUGAGUGGACGUACUCAACUGGUUGGAGAUUCAAAAAAAGACCAGGUGUUGACUACUUUCUACAACAGAUCGGUCCACCGCUCUUUGAAGUUGUCAUAUACACAAGAGAAAUGGCAUUUACUGCUUACCCGUUGCUUGAUUCCUUAGAUCCUCAGGGGUACAUUAUGUAUAGGCUUUUCAGAGAUGCAACUAAAUAUGCAAAUGGAACACAUAUAAAGGAUUUGUCAUGUUUGAAUAGAGACUUGUCGAAAGUGAUCAUGAUUGACUGCAAUGCAGAUGCGUUUCAAAUACAACCCCGUAAUGGUGUUGCUUUGAAGAAAUGGGAGGGUGAUGACAGUGAUCGUACUCUGUUUGACCUUGCUGUGUUCCUAAGAACUAUAGCAUCUAGUGGAGUUGAAGAUGUAAGACCUGUUCUAGAUUUUUACAAUAAAGAAGAUGACCCACUUGAAACAUUUAGAAGGAACCAAGCAAGGUUACAGGAAGAGCAAGAGCAGUUAGCGAGGUUCAAUGCAGAGAAAAGAUCCAAAGACACAUCACAAAUAGCUAGCAACUGGCAGAAGGGAUUCUUUGGUUCCAGGAGGUAGACAUAGCCACUAAAACAAAUUGUUGCCAGUACAGUGAGAUAAUAUGAUGUUAAGUGGUCACCAAUGAAGAAUAUUACCCCUCCCAUGUAUUAAAAUUCAUUUUUGCCAUAAUUUAAUCUUUUUUAUCUGAAACCUUUCUGACAUUUGAACAGAAUCUGUGGAUUUGAUUCUAUUAUAUUACAAGCUCCUAAAUUAUAUUCACAGUCUUAUGUCAUGUAACACCAUUAUUUUUUUAUUCAGUUCACCCCAAACAAGGUUGAAAGCCACAUCAAUGUGAUAAGGGGUUACUUUUUUUUUAUUAAUUAUAUUUAUAUGCCAUGAUAUCCUUGCACGUAGGGCAUAAACAUGCCUUGAACCACUUCCCUGCUUGUCUAUAGUGCAAGCUGGGGUAUCUAAGCAAGACCGGCUGACGUGUGGUUUGAACUCCUGACUACAAGUACAAUGACCAGCAUGAAAACCACUGCGCUAAACCGCCUUCCCCAACAAAUAAUUAAAUUAUACUUUUCGGAAUUUUUCAGUCCAUAUACAUAUAUAAACUAUAACUCCAUAAUAAUGGUUAUUAGUCAUUCAGUGCCAUACUAUAAACAAGUAUGACAGCAAUGGUAUAUUCUGUAUAGGUACAAUAUCAUGACAUGUAUGCAUGGUUAAUUUAUUAACCAAUGCCGUAAGAAAUGCAAUUACUUUUUUAAAAAAUUUAAUUUGAAAGAAAUUUAUUUAACCGCUAAAGCCGGGCACACACUGCGGUGUAAGAUAAUUGUACGAUGUUUGGCUGACAAAUCCAUAUCGACACUUGGCGAUGCGAUUUGUCUGUUGAUUUUCAAUGGUAGACUGAGCAGAGUGUCAUUUAAACGAUUUGUGCACCUGCCUUGUCGCAUAGCAUUCUCUGGAAUUGCGUACCCGAUGACCAUCGACGCAGGGUAUGCCUGGCUUUACUUCAAUCUACUGUACUAUAGUAAUUAUGAUAUAGAUCAAUUGGUAUCAUUGUCCACUGUAAUGGAAUUUGAAAUAAAGCUAAUUUUAGGUUCUCAA
This is a messenger RNA of Anneissia japonica, 2329 nucleotides long. RefSeq names its product mitochondrial import inner membrane translocase subunit TIM50-like. Lineage: Eukaryota; Metazoa; Echinodermata; Crinoidea; Comatulida; Comatulidae. The coding region runs from base 29 to 1300 and encodes 423 amino acids. The record is from RefSeq and is a predicted model, not a curated record. The transcript is spliced from 9 exons. Gene Ontology annotation, molecular function: phosphoprotein phosphatase activity.